CUUAUGUGACACCGGUCCGGUGGUAAGUUUCUGAACACAUUACGAUAUCACGGAAACCAAGAAAAUAUAAGUAAUUUAAAAACGUGGGUUUAUAUUAGAGCCUGUUCCGAUGAACAUGUCUGUAAAGCUGAAGCGUCGAGUUGACUAGUUCAGACUAACAGACGCCUCUCAGCUGAAAACCUGCAGCACUGAAGACUCAGCAUGACCGAGCAGAGGCUGCUGUUUAUAGAUAUUGAACCAAAGUCAAACAGCUCCGCUCCUGCCAACACCAGAGCUGAGAAUCCCCUCUGGACUCGCAGUGACAACACCUUCAGAUUUAACUUCCUCUCCGACAACUCGCCAGCACUUCAAGAGAAAACAACCCCAUCAGACGGCACUGAAGCAACACCGAGCAAAAUAUCCUUUACAGGACAGGGCUCUGCUUUUGCCUUCAACUUUCAAAUUUCUCCUGUGGAAGACAUGGACACAACAGAGACUCCAGACACUUCUUCUUUAAGCGUCCAACAAUGUGUCCAAGAGGAGAAGCCUUCCCCGCUGCAGGAGGCUAACUCUUCAUCUGAGCCGACAGAGCAAUCACAAGCAAAGAAGAAGAAGAAGAAGAAAUCUGCAAAGAAAAACCCCUCAGAUAGCGCAGAGACUGCGCCAGGUUCAGCUGAGGGGAGUCAAGGAGGCGAGGACGCAGAGCUGAGUGCAGAGGAGCAGCUGAACAGACAGCUGGACUGGUGCAUCGAGCAGCUGGAAUCAGGGAUGAGGUCCCAGAAGAAUACACCGAAACAGAAGGAGGAAGCCUCUCGUGCCCUGAAGACUCUACGAAGCUCCAAAGCUCCUCUGGCCAAGAAGAGGCAGGUGAUGAGAGCCAUGACUGGAGACUACAGGAAAAAAAUGGAGGAUGAGAAGAGCAAGCAGUACAAACUCAUUCAGAGCGAAAUCGCAUCGGCUCAGGUCAAAGUCGUGUCAGAUUCUCCAAAGAAGUCUGUUUUCCACCGGAGAGCUGACGUCAAAAGCCAUACCCCAACCACUGAGGAGAACCUGCAACAAACCAGAGCCCAGGAUACUGACUUAAAAGGACAGACACAGGAACAGACAUCAGCCUUUGUCUUUGCUCCAUCAAAGGAGGAGUUUCGCUUCAAUUUCCUACCCUGAACACACAAUUCACUGCACAUUAUGUUGGACUGGGCCCGUGGACUGUGACUGUGAGCUGCACUGGAGAUAAUGGGAGAUAAACAGUCACAAAAGUUGCAGUCACAUACGUAAAAUCUUAAAAUGCUGACAGCUUAUGCCAUAUAUCUAAAUAAAGAUUUUGUAUUUUUGUCUGGAUGGUA
Molecule: messenger RNA, 1322 nt
Organism: Epinephelus lanceolatus (giant grouper)
Lineage: Eukaryota; Metazoa; Chordata; Actinopteri; Perciformes; Serranidae
Gene: c21h8orf33
Product: chromosome 21 C8orf33 homolog
Source: RefSeq, a predicted model, not a curated record